Dalotia coriaria is the source of this 906-nucleotide messenger RNA. RefSeq names its product protein D3-like. The transcript is spliced from 2 exons. NCBI's taxonomy places the organism in Eukaryota, Metazoa, Arthropoda, Insecta, Coleoptera, Staphylinidae. Bases 64 to 720 code for a protein of 218 amino acids. The record is from RefSeq and is a predicted model, not a curated record.
UGAAACCAAUUUAUUUAAACAACUUGAUAGGAUUAACAUUCAUUCUCGAAAAUUCUUCCGCCAAUGAUGGCGGUCAAUAUAUUCAAAGUGCUUGUCAUUUCAAUUAUAUUCGGAUUUGCAAUUGGAAAUCCACAAGAGCAUCAUGGACAUCACGAUCAGAAAGAAGAAAACAGUGUGCUAAAAAAAAUGCAAGCUGAAGGAAUAGUUCCAGAUGUUAUUGACCAUUUGCCCGCCUCUCAACUAUCUGUGACUUUUGGGGAGCACAAAGUCGAGUUGGGUAACGAAUUAACACCUACUCAAGUAAAGAAUGCACCGACAGUGCAGUGGGAAGGGGAGAAAAACACUUAUUACACGUUAGCGAUGGUUGAUCCUGAUGCCCCAAGCAGGAAGGAACCAAAAUUUAGGGAAGUUAAUCAUUGGUUGGUUGUGAACAUUGAAGGAUCUAAACUUGCUGAAGGCGAGGUUAUUACAGCUUACUUGGGUUCCGGGCCUCCAAAAGGUACAGAGAAACAUCGAUAUGUCUUUCUACUAUUCAAGCAACCCAAGAAGCUGAUUUUUGAUCAUCCAAAGACUGGCCCCCUUUCAAGAGAACAUCGUUUGAACUUUAACAUUCGAAAAUUCGCCGUGAAGUACGAGCUGGGAACGCCAAUCGCUGGGAACUUUUAUCAGGCUGAAUGGGAUACCUAUGUUGACGAACGUAACAAGAAGAUUAUAAGUUAAAUAUAGAUUAUGAUCUCUUUUAUAAAAGUUUGGAAUUAAUCAUUUUUAUCUAGAGAAUACGUUGGCGUAAUAGUUCUAAAAUGAACCCAAAGUUGGCUUUUUUUUUUUAAAUUAAUGACAAAAACAAUCUACUAUUUAACAUUUUGUUAAUAUUCUGACAUUUGAAAUACAGCUCUUUUAAACAUG